Coturnix japonica (Japanese quail) is the source of this 4298-nucleotide messenger RNA. It is a transcript of the gene HAO2, whose product is annotated as hydroxyacid oxidase 2. The record is from RefSeq and is a predicted model, not a curated record. Gene Ontology annotation, molecular function: FMN binding; (S)-2-hydroxy-acid oxidase activity. NCBI's taxonomy places the organism in Eukaryota, Metazoa, Chordata, Aves, Galliformes, Phasianidae. Gene Ontology annotation, biological process: fatty acid alpha-oxidation. Gene Ontology annotation, cellular component: peroxisomal matrix.
CUCUUGUGGUUUCUUAUUGACAACGGAAAAAUUAGAAGCUCAGUGAAAAGGCCUUCUCUCUGUCCUGUCUGUAAGCUGCCUUGAAACAGAGGAUCCCACUGCUGCUCUUUCUAAAACCCAAAGGUUCUCAGAGCAUCUCUGUGCAAUGGCUAUGGUGUGUCUGUUGGACUUUGAAGCUUAUGCUGAAAAAUAUUUACCUAAGAUUGCUUGGGAUUUCUUUGCAGCAGGAGCAGAUGAGUGUAGCACCCGAGAUGAAAACAUCCUGGCAUAUAAAAGGAUUCGUUUUCGGCCACGUAUGCUGCGAGAUGUAUCUAAGCUGGACACUAGGACUAAAAUCCUGGGGACUGAAAUCAGCUUUCCAGUAGGAAUCGCCCCAACUGGCUUCCACCAACUGGCAUGGCCUGAUGGAGAGAAAAGCACAGCCAGAGCGGCCAAAGCGAUGGGCACCUGUUACAUUGCCAGCACCUACUCUACUUGCUCACUGGAAGAGAUCGCUGCAGCUGCUCCUGGUGGCUUUCGGUGGUUCCAGCUCUACAUCCACCGCAACAGGGCAGUCUCUAGGCAAUUGGUCCAACAGGCAGAGGCCUUGGGCUUCCAGGGCCUCGUCCUCACUGUGGAUCUUCCCUACACUGGCAAAAGGCGCAACGAUGUCCGUAAUGGCUUCCAACUUCCUCCCCACAUGAAACUGAAGAACUUGGAGGGAGCCUUUGAGGGAGAUGACCGAUCUGAGUACGGACUGCCACCCAACAGCCUGGAUCCUUCAGUCACCUGGAAUGAUAUCUACUGGCUGCGGAGCCUGACUCACCUGCCCAUUAUCAUCAAAGGGAUCUUGACAAAAGAAGAUGCAGAGCUUGCAGUGAGGCAUGGAGUUCAGGGAAUUAUCGUGUCCAACCAUGGUGGAAGGCAACUGGAUGGAGCACCUGCGACUAUAGAUGCUCUGGUUGAAGUUGUGGAAGCAGUACGAGACCGAGUUGAAGUUUAUUUAGAUGGUGGCAUACGAAAAGGAAGUGACGUAUUGAAAGCACUGGCACUGGGAGCAAAAUGUGUCUUUAUUGGAAGACCAGCUUUAUGGGGUCUAGCUUACAAGGGUGAAGAAGGUCUUCAGGAUGUUCUGAGGAUUCUGCAUGAUGAGUUUCGUUUGUCAAUGGCCUUAGCUGGCUGUGCCAGCAUCUCAGAAAUUGGCCAAGACCUGGUUCAGUUUUCAAAGCUGUGAACAAUCUCCUGCAACACCUGAGCAUAAGAAGACAAUGGCUGAGGUUCCACAACAGACUGAAGAGAGACAAAGAAGUGAAAAUGUUGAAUAUAUAACAUCUGAGAAGGACUUCAGGAAACUCUUGAGGCAAUUAGAAAAAGCUCUGUAUUAGAAGCAAUCACUGUUUGCUUUUUUGAGACCAAUGAGUUCUUCAACACUUCAGAUAGAGGAUACUUGCUUAAAUACAUAUAAUUUAAACUGAUUAUUCCCUGACAUUACCUGUGUUGAGCAUUACUCCCAAAAUCAGCUCUGUCUGGCAGCCAGAUUGCAAUCUGACUGCAGCUCAAGCUACAUCUCUACCCAAGGCAGUAUUGUCUCUUCCAUUGCCUUGGCAUUCCUGAAUGAAUUCAUAGCAGGUACAGAAGCUAGAUAAAUCAGAUAACAGGCACCAUAUCUCCCCUUUGAGCUGAAGUAGAUAUUGUCUUCUUCUGAAUGCAGAGAAACCAAGUGAUUAGUGACCAAAGCAAUGGGCUCUACUCCCUGUGGAGUGCAUCUCCUCCUGCAGAUGGUAAAUGUGGUCUGUACAAUCAUCAGAACAGUGGUCAGGAUUCACACAUCUUCCAAGUACAGCAUAAAUUUGUGGCAGUGCCUAAAUGGAUCAGAUAUUCCUGCCUUCCUGGUCUCUUUGUCCAUGGAUGAGUUAUUGCAGAUAGGUAGGAGCUGCUAGUACCACAUCAGCACUACACGCUUUGCAGUUCCAGACCUGCUGCCAUGCGAGCAGCAUACACCUCUGUCACUGAGAUGUAUCUUGCCUUCCCAUGAGGAAGCACAUCUUUGCCUGUGUCACCCACUGGACAUCACUGCUGGUGUUGGCUCCAUGACAAUAACUAGGAGUUUUGUUUGCUUUCUCUUAGUUCUCUUUCACCUGAAUAUUUCCUUUUCAGUCUCAUUCCUUGGAACACAGCCUUUGGUGACACCACUGAGACUUUCUUUUCCCUCUCUUCCUCAUUCCAUCUCCUUUCAUCAUCUCACUGCCCCUGCCCAUCCCCCUCUUACAUUAUUUUUCUUCAGAAAUAUUUCAGUUCUCACCUAGGCUACUAUUUUUAUAUAUCCCCAGACACCACAACCUCCCAAUCUCACAGAGCUUUGCAGAUCUCUGAGAAGUGGCCACAACCUCCUCUCUCCAAACUCCUGAAGUUGGCUGCUAUCUCCUGCUAAUGUCUGACUCAGUGCUUCCAGUCUGUUUUUGCCAUCCCAUGUGUACAUUCCCACCGGGCUCUUGUAGAGUUGUUUGCAUGUUUCAUUUUUAUACAUAGCAGUGGAACUUAUUUUUGUGCUAUUUGUAAUUAGCUUUAGUCACUGGAGUGCCAAGGAGGUGAUUUUUACCAUUUUUCUUUUCCAAAUACUCCAGCUGCAAAAUACUACCACUAAAAAUGCAUUUGAGCUCUUAUGUCUACGAGGAGCUUAACAAUAAUUAAUCUUUGUAUUAUGCUGUCCAAAUACAGCCAUAAACAGAAUUCAUCUAAAAUAGCUGAAAUUCCUGUGUAGACUUUUGGCUUUUCCUAUAAAUGUAUUGUGAUGUUGUGCAAAUCUUCUCAGGCUUAAUCAAGUCUUCUAAAUAAGCUUAGGCAAACUACAUAGGAAAGCUGAUAAUGUGUUUCAUCUUUAAAAAUGCAAUGGGAUCUUAAAAAUAUCUGCUAAGACACCUGAUUCCUUGCUUGCUCUGUCUGAAGGAAAUUUUAAGGCCAAACUGCCACUGUUGUUUUUUUUGUUUGACCGAAGUAUGCUGAGGAUGCCAACUGUCAUUUACUGCCAGAGGGAUGCCAAGACUCUAAGUACAUACUCUGUUACAUACACCUCCCAUUUUUCCCAUGCACACAAGGAUCCAUUUCUUGUACACCUGCAGCUAUUUUCUUCUUUCUCCUCUCUGCUAAUCCCCUGGUUUUGCAAGAAUAGGAAGGACUGAGUCAUGCCAAGAAGGACUCAGCUAAUGUGAAGAUAAAUAAAUCUAGAAUUGCUGCCCAAGUGUCCACCACCCAGCUGGUGCCUCAACCUGCAAGACUCAAAAAAACCCACUAGUCAAGAACACCGAGUAAUGAUGGAAUGCUGGACCCACAUCAUUUUUGUGCAGCUCUUUUUUAAGACACCAAGAAGACUUCAGGGCUGUAUGUAUCCUGUCCCCUGCCAUCCCCUCCCCUCCACAGUCAAGGUGAUUUUGAGAACUGAGGAGUAUCAUCAACCAAGACUGUAACACCACUGCUACUUCUUUUAUGUACAAAUACAGGUUUAAGGAGGAGGGAAGAUUUUCCUUGUCAAGCUUGUGCCAGUGUCACAAGACAGUGACUAGCAAAGGAAAAAGAUCUGAGUGCUCCAACUGUACUCACCCAUAGUGCCAUGGGCACCAGUUUAUUCUAAUGGGGUGCAGAGGAGUUGACAAUCAGAGUUGGUCACGUACCUCCAGUUCACAGCAUUGAGCUGUGCGGCUGGUAGCGGUCACAUUGCCCUCUUCCCUUGGAGCCAAGAUACCAAGAAGAGAUUUGAGUACGCCCUACUUCAAAAUGUGCUUACAAAGACAGAAAAGAGAUGUUGAUUCAUACUGUUUAGGCUCCAAUUUCUCACAGAGAUAAAUGUGGCUGCAGUAAUUUUGCAGAGGCCUUCACAUGGAGACCUUUCUCUCUAUUCCAGAAAUAACAAACCUUGUGGGCAGAAUCACAUGCAGGCAGAUAAGACUCAUGAAUAAUAACAUCCCUUUGAAGGACUUCAAGGCUGUACAAGAAGAGACCACAUGGACUGAGUUUAUUAAUCUUAGCUUUAGAAGGUCAAAGCUGAUGGAGGGGAUCUUUCUGUUGCCUUUUACUACACAAGUGUGGGGACACAGAAUCUGCAGCCUCGUUUCUUGUGUGUGCACAGAAAAAGGGUGUAGCAGAAAUGGGUAGUCAUACCAUUUACAAGAAUGUUUAUCUACAAAUGGAUUCAAAUUGAACAUUUUCCUCUGGCAUAUUGUUGUAAAUUUCUGUGACCCUUAUAUAUGUAAUUCACCCAUCAAUUUUACUUGAAGAAACACACUUUUACCUAAAAUUAAAGGGAAAAUGAGACUAAAUGUUAA